AUGUCCGAUAAGGGCUCGCGAUGCACGGACUCUUCAAAGCCUAAGGCGACAACCAAGGUCAAGUCAAAGCCAUGGGAUAAGGUGGACGCUCAGCUGAAGCGCUUCGACGCUCUGCACGAAAAGACUAAUGUCAAGGUGAAUCUGAAAUUAUCUUCAGGGCAGCGCAUCAAACUCGACAAAUCUCUGAAUACUUACGGGGAAGGGCUCAAGGGAUGGUCUAUCAGCUCUGGCUUGAGGUCUCUACGCAUGGACAACAAGGCUGAUACUGGCGACGAUGUCAUCUCUAUUGAUGACUCAGAUAAUGACUCAGACCUCCCAGAGCCUAGUGACGUAUUGAACUCCUUUGGUGACGUAUUGAGCUCCUUUGGUGAUGGAGAGCGGAAGGGAUGUGAUGUCGCAAUUCCUUCUAAUGAUACCACGCACUAUUCUAACUUGGAAGUCAACGCUGCAUUACGAGAUACUCCCUUAUAUGACAAUGAGAAUAUCAGAUGUAUGAAUACUGGUUCUUCUAUGCCACAAGCUUAUGAUAACUCUCCUCACACCGAAAACUGGCUCUGGAAUACUCCAGCUUUGAAGGGGCAGAAGCAAAAAAAGUGA
Laetiporus sulphureus 93-53 is the source of this 597-nucleotide messenger RNA. RefSeq lists its product as uncharacterized. The record is from RefSeq and is a predicted model, not a curated record. The transcript has a single exon. Lineage: Eukaryota; Fungi; Basidiomycota; Agaricomycetes; Polyporales; Laetiporaceae. The coding region runs from base 1 to 597 and encodes 198 amino acids.